Ictalurus furcatus (blue catfish) is the source of this 3402-nucleotide messenger RNA. It is a transcript of the gene her8a, whose product is annotated as hairy-related 8a. NCBI's taxonomy places the organism in Eukaryota, Metazoa, Chordata, Actinopteri, Siluriformes, Ictaluridae. Gene Ontology annotation, cellular component: nucleus. Gene Ontology annotation, molecular function: RNA polymerase II cis-regulatory region sequence-specific DNA binding; DNA-binding transcription factor activity, RNA polymerase II-specific; protein dimerization activity. Bases 2185 to 2898 code for a protein of 237 amino acids. The record is from RefSeq and is a predicted model, not a curated record. The transcript has 4 exons. Gene Ontology annotation, biological process: anterior/posterior pattern specification; regulation of neurogenesis; regulation of transcription by RNA polymerase II.
AUAUUUGACUGCUCAGAAAAUGUGUUAGAAGUUAGGAGUAAAUGUAAAUGUGUUCUUGUUAUUAUUAAUGGUGACCUUGCACUCUGCACAUAAGUAUGUUGCCUGUAUGGUGAUAUUAUAGUGUGUUCAGUGAACACAACAUUUUAAAACAAGUGUUUAAAACACGCAACAUUUUAAAACAGUCUUGUAGGGAAAAAGUGUGAAUGUUUCACAAUGGUUUUUCUUAAUGUGAGAAAUUCUUUUAUCUUUCUAGCAUAUUAGAGCAGACAUCUCUGGAACAUUAUGGUCUUGAAAAGUGUCACUUCAGCAACAAAGGUGUGAAAAGUUAUAUGCUGAACUUUGUCUGCAAACCACUUUGUAAAUGUCUUGCAUGCAAGAUUAUGCCAUGAGAUUUCAUUUGCUUUCUAAUAUGUUGCUCAAAAAAGGUUACUAAUUGCCAAAUGGAUAUUUUAGUCCCACUGUUCUGGUGAUCUUUGUAUCAUCCAGAAAAUGUUAACUUUCUUUUAUCUUUCUAAAGGGUUUUUAGGAAGCUUUUGUUAAAGGAGCAUACAUUCUUGUGGCGUUCUACAUACAACUUUGUGCUAGAUUAAAGCUUUUUUUUUUUACUGAGUGUAUAAAACUAUAAUUUAAUAAAAAAGUCAUUUAUUUAUAUAUAUAUGCAGUAUACUGUAUAUGUUUGCUAAAUAUGUAGUUGAUAGAAAGGUGUGUGUAUGCUGCACUAUAUACUUGCUUUUUUUUAGCAAAGAAAAACUGCAAAUGACUAUAUUAUAAUGGGUAACCUCUUUUGUUCGGCUAAAUAAAAAAAAAGUAUUUAAAAGUAAUUAACCUAGUUUUAUUAUUUAUUUUUGUUGAAUUUGCCUUAGUUCUUAAUUGGGUUGUUGGGUCUUCAUUUUGCUAUUUUAGUUCCUUUCGGUUGUUAGUUGAAAUCCCUUUAGAUGUUUAUUUAGUUAUGAGCUGUUUGUUUAAUUGAUUUUUCUUUAAUUCCUUUAGUUUGUUAGUUUCAAGAUUUUCUUUGUCACACAAUUACAUACAGUAUAUAACUUGCAGUGAAAUGAAAACAGUUUAAUUUCCUUUAAAUGUUUACCUAGUUGUCAGUUCAUUAUUUUUGUUAGUUUUCAUUUAGUUCUUCUAGGUUUUUUUGUUUUGUUUUGUUUUGUUUAAUUAUCUGUAGUUGUUUAUUUUGUUUGUUAGUUAGUUUAACUCAUGUGCUGGAGGAGUGAGAGGGACAAGUAAACUGAUUUUUAAAACCAAGUGAGAAAGGAACACUAACUCGAAUUUAAAUGCCUAUGCUCGCCAUUAUAGUUUUGGCACCUUGUCUAUUCUUCUGACUGUGGCUCAUUACAAGAACAACAGCAGAGAGAGAGAGAGAGAGAGAGAGAGAGAGAGAGAGAGAGAGAGAGAGAGAGACUCGCUUCACCAGAGUGUGUCCGUCCCACAGAUAAAGGAGGGAACAAUAACAGGGAAUGGGGUCGGCUAAACGUGGAGAUAAUGAUCAAGAAUUUCCCUUGGUUUUUCAUCCCAUGGGAAAAUGAGCUUUCUUUAUAUCGAUUAGCAUGAUACCCUCCUCCAAGCAGUUCCCUCCUUCCUGUCCUCAUGUCCAGUGUUGUUUUAAUCCUGCUAAAGAUACAGUCCCUCGGGUAACUCGUGGUUUUUCAGACGUCAAAUCAUUAACAGGAAGUCCACCCAAAUAAAAUAACAUUGUAAUUCAUCCUGCGGUAUAUCAUACUCUGGUCGGUGGUCGAUACAUAAUACACGUUGGCACCGUUUACUGUACACAUUCUGGGUAGUUUCAUUUUCUCACUUUCUCACAAAAAAAUGCUCUCUGUUCUGGUGCCCUGUAUCUGACCUGACCGACUUUUUCUUGCUUUUCUGUGAAACAAGUUUCGUUAUUCUCAAAGUUUCCAUUAUUAGCUCAAUGCAGCGACAUCAAGCUCUUCAUGGCCUUCCCCCGAGACUGUGGGAAAGUGUGCUGCUAAAAGCACCCAUGCAUUGUCAUGUUAAUGGCUAAGGGUGGUGGUUUGGAGGGGAGGUUUCGACAGCUACACGUUUAAAGCGAGGUGCAAGCCUAAUUUUCCCAGCCAAGCAGGCACCAUUCGCCUCCACUUAGGAGGAAGUUAGCGACACGAGAAACUCACAGAGAGUCUCAGAGUUCAUUUUAGUUUGCGUGAGAAAUUAAGCAGAGCUAUGACUGCUUCAAAUCUCGGCAAUGGACCAGAAAAGAGCUUCAACGCCAAAGAGGAGCGUAAGCUUCGAAAGCCUCUGAUAGAGAAGAGACGUAGAGAACGCAUCAAUUCAAGCCUGGAGCAGCUCAAGGGUAUUAUGGUGGAUGCUUACAAUUUGGAUCAAUCAAAGCUGGAGAAAGCGGAUGUUCUGGAGAUAACUGUGCAACACAUGGAGGGCCUGCAGCGGGGCCUUGGACCAGCAGCCAGUCAGGGACCUAGUGUGACUUUUGAAUCUCGUCAACGAUACAGUAGUGGUUAUAUACAGUGUAUGCACGAGGUGCAUAAUUUACUCCUCAACUGCCCUGGCAUGGACAAAUCACUGGGCGCUCGUCUUCUGAACCACCUGUUGAAGGCUCUGCCCCAAAUCAGUGGAGAGAGUGGAACCACAGGCAGUGCUGGCACUACCAGCCCUCUUCCUCUUCCCACCUCGCCUACACAGUCUCCGCUGGCUCUUCCCUCCUUUCAGCCCCGUCCUCUCCACCUACACACCCCUCCAUCUCCUGUAAGCCCCCCCUCACCCAGCAGCCCCCACUGCUCUCCUGGAAUCCUCUUGCAGAGAGAAGGGGCUGGCAUGAGGCCCUCCCCACCUCGAUCACCCUCCCCCCAACCUUUAGCCCCUUCUGCCCUUCCCCCUGCCUUCCCAGGGGGUGACCCUUCUAUGUGGAGGCCAUGGUGAAGAAGUGAAACCCUCUACCACUGUUCACUUGCCCUGUCCCCCCUUCUUCCACUCUUCCCUAAUAGUGUCCAUUACAUCCUCAUCUCCUGGGAUGUUUGAGUGCUGGGCCUUUUCACUCUGAGAGCGGAGAGGUCACCGAAUAAUAGUAGGUCUUCGAGCCCCUAGGGGUUUUGUGGCAUCGUUUGAAGCACUAUUCUUUAUGCUUGAUUUACUACGGUGUGGGCUUGUUUGGAAAUUUGAAAAACAAAAGAGAACCACCACCAAGGAUGCUCACUUAGAAUUGAGCACAUGAGAAAAAGAAUUGUUGCUUCGUUGCUUGAUGGUACUGUUAUUUUGUUAAAUCGGGAAGCAAUGAACUUUGCUUAAUUGUAUUUCAUUUUGAAAAUAUUUUUUAAAUGGUUCUUUACUUCUUAUGAUUUCUUUUUACUAUUUUUAGUGUGGCCUUUUCACUAAAGUUUAGUGUGGCCUGAUGCAUUUUAUACUAUACCUCUGAUCAACUGGUAG